CCACGCCUAAAACACCUCCUGGUUUUACGGACUUGCUGUGGCCCGUGUCCUCCCUUCCCCGCUGCCUGGAAGUUCAGGAACUUGGUCACCGCCCAGCGCCCCCUCCUCCUCCUUUUACCUCAUCUAUUGUUGGGCAAUACGUUACGCCAUCGAAAUUCUCUUAACCGAAACUUUUCAGCUGACUUGCUGGAGCUCUUGUGAUACUUUUCUGUAUAGCCGUCGAGCGGAGGGAGGAAAACUUUGGUGUUUAUCGUGAGUGAGCGGCGCAGUUAAACUAAGUCCGUGGGGCGAGGAAACGGGAGGAGAACUUUUGACGCAAGGAAUUCCGUAAUUCCCAUUCCUCCAUUUUGAACUUUUAAACUUCACUUUGUCUAGCGGACUGUUGUCGUAAACUAGACAUCAUGACUAGCAACACCGCACCAAACAUCAACUUUAAAUGGGACCCGAAGAGCCUGGAGAUCCGUACUCUGGCAGUAGAAAGGCUACUGGAGCCUCUGGUCACACAGGUCACCACUUUGGUAAACACCAGCAAUAAAGGCCCAUCUAACAAGAGGAAGGGACGCUCUAAGAAGGCCCAUGUUUUGGCUGCAUCAGUGGAGACUGCUACUGAGAACUUCCUUGAAAAAGGCGAAAAGAUUGCAAAGGAAAGUCAGUUCCUCAAGGAUGAGCUGACUGCUGCUGUGGAAGAUGUCCGCAAGCAAGGUAUAUUGAAAAUACGAAUUGCAGCAGUGUGGCUUCAUGCUUGUACAGAGUGCCUCUUAAGAUGGGACGGAUGAAAAAUAAACCAUAAGCUA
Messenger RNA from Pundamilia nyererei, 794 nucleotides. Its product is annotated as catenin alpha-1-like. NCBI's taxonomy places the organism in Eukaryota, Metazoa, Chordata, Actinopteri, Cichliformes, Cichlidae. The coding region runs from base 402 to 776 and encodes 124 amino acids. The transcript has 3 exons. The record is from RefSeq and is a predicted model, not a curated record. Gene Ontology annotation, biological process: cell migration; cell-cell adhesion. Gene Ontology annotation, cellular component: catenin complex; adherens junction. Gene Ontology annotation, molecular function: actin filament binding; beta-catenin binding.